AUGUCUUUACCAAGGCUCAUGCACCAGAGCAGCAAUGGCAAUUUGGUGGACUGCUGUGCUGGUCCAGCAUGCGGCUCAUACUCCAUUCUCACAGGCAGCUUUUCCAUGGAUGAUAAUAGAAGGCUUCAAAUGCUGGCUGACACUGUGGCUACUUUGCCUCGGGGACGAAAGCAGCUUGCUUUGACGAGAUCAAGUUCAUUGGGUGACUUUGCCUGGUCUCAAAGAAAGCUUGUUACUGUGGAGAAGCAGGAUAAUGGAACCUUUGGAUUUGAAAUUCAGACUUACAGGCUCCAGAACCAGAACACCUGUGCCUCAGAGCAGUGCACUCUGAUCUGCAAGAUCCAGGAGGGCAGCCCAGCGCACUGUGCCGGCCUGCAAGCCGGUGAUGUCCUUGCAAAUAUCAAUGGUGUGGGCACAGAAGGCUUUACCCACAAGCAAGUUGUUGACCUGAUCAAAUCGUCAGGAAACCUGCUAACGAUAGAGACUCUUAAUGGAACAGCAAUUCUCAAGAAAGCUGAGCUUGAAGCAAAGCUGCAAGUUUUAAAGCAAACCUUGAAGAAGAAAUGGGUGGAGCUCAGAACUCUGCAGUUACAGGAACAGCGCCUGCUUUAUGGUGAUGCAGCUAACUGCCCAAGUUUGGAAAACAUGGACAUAGAUGAAUCCGUUUUGUUUGGAACCCUGCCCGGGGCAGGCUCAGCCCUCGUGGACCGGAAUCGAUUAUCCAGUGAGAGCAGCUGUAAGAGCUGGCUGAGCUCCGUGACAAUGGACAGCGAGGACGGCUACCAGACCUGUGUGUCUGAGGACUCGAGCAAGGGAGCCUUCAGCCGGCAGGCAAGCACCGAUGAUGAGUGCUUUGUCCUCAGGGAUGGGGACGAUUUUCUGAAGAAGUCCUCUUCCAGGCACCGGAGCAUCAGCACCGCCAGCAGUGGGUCCAUGUCUCCCAUGUGGGAGAGCAACUUCUCAAGCAUGUUUGGGACUCUGCCCCGAAAAAGUAGAAGGGGGAGCGUCAGGAAACAACUCUUGAAAUUCAUCCCUGGCCUCCACCGCCCUGUGGAAGAGGAAGAGAGUCACUUUUGA
Pipistrellus nathusii (Nathusius's pipistrelle) is the source of this 1077-nucleotide messenger RNA. NCBI's taxonomy places the organism in Eukaryota, Metazoa, Chordata, Mammalia, Chiroptera, Vespertilionidae. The record is from the annotation of a GenBank genome assembly.